AUGAAUGCAUUGCUUCUUAUCGUUUUUAUUAUCCCCAUUAUUGCCACUCCCUUGGCCAAUCAAGCGGUGCAUAAAGUCUCUAUCCACGACCAUCCAAAAGAUAUGGUGUCCUCCAUGCUUUACAACACCUACUCGGAGGUGUUUGAUCUUGGCAAAACACCCAAGGCACUGGCUAAACUCAAUUCUCAAAGCAUCUUUCUUCAGCUAAGUAGAAAACCUGAAUGCUUGGAGCAGAGUCUGGUUAGAUUCUUCCUCAAGACUGUGACACUAACCCAGAGAAACUAUCAAGCAUCCGAAUGUCGAAUCAACACCAGUGACCGUCAUUUCAGUGUUUUACGACCAACCUUCAAUCCUCUGGCCAUAUUGCAUGGCAGUCUUGAGAGCGGACAUGAUGAGCUCAAGCAUAAAACACAAUUGUACAUUGAGAGUCUCCCGAUUGCUCAGAUAGGCUUCUAUAACUAUUCUGCACUUGACUAUGACUUCGAAUGCUUGGCCCGUCACCAUGAACUCAUGCAAAUUUUGUAUAGAGAGACCCUUUUGGAGGCCAAGUUGAAAAAAGUAGUUAAUGUUCCGGAAAAGUGCUCGUUCGCCAAUGUGAAUCCAGCAUUUGGAACAGACUACAUUUCAGAAGUGACUGUAGAGAUUCCAGUCAAUGGCACAUUUGAGUGUAAGCUCGGAACGUCUCCUACUUGUCGUAAAUCCAUCGCCACCUCUCGCAAUUCUCGCUACAAGCAUUUUGACUAG
Messenger RNA from Sungouiella intermedia, 744 nucleotides. NCBI's taxonomy places the organism in Eukaryota, Fungi, Ascomycota, Pichiomycetes, Serinales, Metschnikowiaceae. The record is from the annotation of a GenBank genome assembly.